AUGGUUUCGGCGCUGAUACGAGGGCUUCUGCGCGACUGGAAGCGGAUGCAGUACGCGGAGGGCGGGCUGGGACGGUGGAUCCGGCCGCAGGAGAAUAAUGUGCAUGUCUGGCACCUGGUGCUGUACGAUGGGAUGGGCGAGAGGGAGAUAUACUGCAUGUGCUACGUGGGCGAGCGCGGCGGGGCGCCGGUGGUGGUGCUGCGCAGCUGCACGCCGAACUCAUACGUGCCGCUGCAGCGCAACGUGUGCGGGGCGCCAGUGGCUCGAGAGCUGGCGGGCGGCGGGGGGCUGGCCGGGCUGUACCGGCGGGUGGCCGGGCUGUUUUUCGGGGUCGCGCACCGGGAGAGCGCGGAGCUGAUGCGGGCGUGGAACCGGGUGGUGUGCCGUGAGUUCCGGGCGCAGUUCGGGGCGCUGUGCGGCGGGGCGCUGAGUGCAACAGGGCUGGCGCAGGUGCGCGAGUACCUGGCAGAGCACGGGCGCGAGCGCGCGGGCGGUGCGUUCGGGGCGCGCGCGGCGGAGCUGGUGGCGUGCGACGGCGGCGCGCGCAGCGCGGACACGCAGGCGUGCGACAGCGAGACGGACGCGGGCGCGCGCGCGGCCAAGCGGCAGCGGGCAGCGGGGCGGGCGGUGCCGCGAGGCGCGUGCGAGGAGGAGGCGCGGCGGCGGCGGCGGGCGUAG
Molecule: messenger RNA, 678 nt
Organism: Eremothecium gossypii ATCC 10895
Lineage: Eukaryota; Fungi; Ascomycota; Saccharomycetes; Saccharomycetales; Saccharomycetaceae
Gene: UBS1
Product: Ubs1p
Exons: 1
Coding region: 1-678 (225 amino acids)
Source: RefSeq, marked provisional